AUGUAUCUAUCUGCGCCUCGAAUCCCAUGUUCAGGAAUUGGGGGAUUUUCAAAGAACCUUUUCGCGUUAUCUAUUAUUCUUUUUUUUUUUUCAAUUACAUCCAUCAAAGACAAUAUUCAACUCCCACCACCAACGAUGAAGAUCUUGCUCGUUAAUCCCAACAGUUCGGAAAAAGUGUCUCGCAAUAUGAGGGAUGUUUUGACUCCGCCAGAGGAAGUGGACUUGGAAACUUAUACUGCUCCAGCUUCGGCUCCUCGUGAGAUUACUGGUGUUGAAACUUCCAAAACAUCGGAAUCAAUUGUGUUAAACGAUAUAAGGAACCGUAAUAUUGCAGAAAAAUACGACGGGUUCAUAGUAUGCUGCUAUUCAGAUCACCCAUUAAUUAAAAGUUUGGCAGCAUUGAGUGGCAAGCCGGUCAUUGGAAUCAUGCAAGCGACGCUAUUGUAUGCCCUUCUGAAUCCUAGUCUUCAAAAGCUGUUUAUUCUUACGAGCACUAGUGGAUGGGAGCCGAUUCUCGAUCAGGGAAUUAUAGACUUUUUAGGUGUUGAUGAGUUUCCAAUUAAGAAAUUUCAAAAAACUAUAGGCUUGGACAUCGCUGUAACCAAUCUAGCGAACGAGGAAGAGUACGGCAAGAUCAGGGAAAAAGUCACACACAUAUUGAAGAGUCAAUACAAGGAGGAUAGCAUUGGUUGCGUUUUGUUGGGGUGUGCUGGUAUGGCGGGUUUGAAUACAAAAUUGUCGUCAGACUUUCCUGGAAUAUUGUUCGUCGAUAGUGUAGAAAUUGCGUUAGAGUUUUUAAUAGGACUUGUACGAUUCUCCACGAUUAAAUAA
This is a messenger RNA of Lodderomyces orthopsilosis Co 90-125, 831 nucleotides long. It is a transcript of the gene DCG1, whose product is annotated as Dcg1p. The transcript has a single exon. Bases 1 to 831 code for a protein of 276 amino acids. Lineage: Eukaryota; Fungi; Ascomycota; Pichiomycetes; Serinales; Debaryomycetaceae. The record is from RefSeq and is a predicted model, not a curated record.